Eimeria acervulina is the source of this 1407-nucleotide messenger RNA. RefSeq lists its product as hypothetical. The record is from RefSeq and is a predicted model, not a curated record. Gene Ontology annotation, molecular function: transcription cis-regulatory region binding. The transcript is spliced from 2 exons. Bases 1 to 1407 code for a protein of 468 amino acids. Gene Ontology annotation, cellular component: nucleus. Gene Ontology annotation, biological process: regulation of transcription by RNA polymerase II. Lineage: Eukaryota; Apicomplexa; Conoidasida; Eucoccidiorida; Eimeriidae.
AUGGAUCCUGCAGCUGCAGAUGCUGCUGCUGCAGCUGCAGCUCCUGCUGCAGCUCCUGCUUCAUCUGCAGCCGCAUCAGCAGCAGCUCCUAAGUCGUGUGGGGCGAAGAAGUUUUCGUUUUCUUUAAAGCGGAAUGCCGCAGAAGGUUCUGCAGCAUCUCGCGGGGGUUUGAAGAAGGAGUUGGGUUCUGCGUCUGUUGGUUCUUCCUCUUCAUCUCGAGGUGUACGUACACCUGGUGAUCCCCAAGCACCUACAUCUUCAUCUGCAUCUACAUCUGCGCCUUUGCAUGUGUUUGGAUUUGAAGCAGCAGAAGAAGGCGAAGAAGAGAGAAAAGUGCAGCAACUUUUAAGUAUCAGUGAAGGGCAGCUACAGGUAGCAGGAGGCGCAGCAAACAAAGAAGAAAAACCCUUCAUUAUUCCCUGCAAGACGCAUCUCCCGCUGUCUGCAUAUCGACUGCGUGUAUUUGGAGCUAGCAACAUCGCACCUCAACACCUCGAACAGCAGCAGCAGCAGCAGCAGCAGCAGAAACAGGAGGAGGAAGAGCAGCAGCAGCAAACGGCUCAAGAGGCAGCUGCAACUCCUCCACCUGUGUGGGGUUUAGUGGAGAUGAAACGCACAAAAGAAAGGCCUCUAAACAGCAGCCCGCAAACAGCAGCAGCAGCAGCAGGAAAGACAGAGUCAGCAGCAGCAACAGCAGGAGCAGCAGCAGUGAAGACCGAGCCUGCUGAACCAUCAUCAUCAUCGGCAGCAGCAGUAGCAGCAGCAGUAAAGAACGAGCCUGCAGAAGCAACGGCAGACUCUCUAGCAACAGGAGUUCGUACAGAUGUAAAGCAAGAAUCUGGUGGUGGUGCUGCUGCAGCUGCUGCUGCAGCUGAGGGGGGUGCAGCGGCAGCUGCAGGACCAGGCCCUCUUCUCAGCGGCAAUUCGUUGUUGGGUGUGGUGCGUCGCAAGUAUUUGCUCGAAAAGCAGCAGCAGCAGCAGCAGCAAAAGAAUGCAACAAGAGGAACUUAUAAUAGGAAACCUCUGAACACCCCAGGAGAGCCAGAGAAAGAGUUGCUGCAGCGAGAGCUGCAAGUGCUGCCAGACGCUCCUUCAGCUUCCAGUGCUAUCUAUAAAGCGAUGCCUGUUGAGGCAUUUGGUGCUGCUAUGCUGCGGGCAAAGCAAGAAAAGACGCAUCCACUAUGCGACGCGCCAGCAGCAGCAGCAACAGGCAGCAGCAUCAGACGGCGCGAGGAGACAGUACCAACAGCGACCGCAGCACCAACGGCAGCCACAACAGCACAGCAACAGCGGCAACAGACGGCAGCAACAGAGACUACCAGCAACAGCAAACACCAACACCCGAGCGGCAGCACACACAGACGGAGAGAACAGAACAGGCUGCAUGCAUGCGAUGGUGUUGUUUAA